GUACAAAAGGCCACAGGAAUGCGGUCGAAGUCUGGCUCCGGGUUGGGUGUUUGCUCCUCUGCGCUGGACCCCUGCUUCUCCCCAGGAUAAAACCCAAACAGACGCAUAUGUAUAUAUUUAGGAAUGGACACCGCCGGUGAAGAUUGGAUCAAGAGAGAAAAUGAGGAGGAACCUCCCCGGCAAGCGGAUGCUGAACAAUUACACGAGACGUUAUCGGAAGGGAGCGAGGAUUUUCUCGAUUCCGAGCAGCCCGAAGCCCGCAAAAGAGGCCUGGAAACCUGCCGGGACACAUUUGCGGGGGACCUCUGCUUUGACUACAAGAACGGCCCUCCGAGAAUGCACGCGAACGACCGGCCGUUCAAAUGUGAUGUGUGCGAGAAAAGCUUCCGCCACAGCUCCAGCCUGCUGACCCACCGGAGGCUCCACACGGGGGAGAAGCCGUACAAAUGCACCGACUGCGGGAAGAGCUUCAACACGAGCUCGGCGCUCAUUGUGCACCGCAGAACGCACACCGGGGAGAAGUCCUACGUCUGCUCGGACUGCGGCAGGUGCUUCAGCGAAGGCUCGGUGCUCAUCAAGCACUGGCGCAUCCACACGGGUGAGAAGCCCUACAAGUGCGCCAUCUGCGGGAGGGGUUUCCGGCAGAGCUCACAGCUGCGCGCCCACGAGAGGACACACACGGGCGAGAAGCCCUACGAGUGCCGGGACUGCGGCAAGUGCUUCAGCACCAGCUCGAACCUCUCGGCCCACCAGAGGACGCACACGGGCGAGAAGCCCUACAUCUGCGCCGAGUGCGACCGGCGCUUCGGCCACAAGUCACAUCUCAUCUCCCACCAGAAGACACACACUGAGAAGCUGCACGUUUGCCCCGACUGCCCUGCCAGCUUCCGCAUGACCCACCAGCUGCUGGUCCACCGCAAGUCCCACCAGGAAGACCGGCGCUACAAGUGCCUGCUCUGUGGGAAGACCUUCAGCUACAGCUCGGCUCUGCUGGCGCACCAGCGGAUGCACACGGGGGACAGGCCCUUCAAGUGCCUCGAGUGCGGCAGGAGCUUCAUCCGCAACUCAGACUUGAACAAGCACCAGAGGAUCCACACGGGGGAGAAGCCCUAUGAGUGUCCAGAGUGCGGGAAGAGGUUCAACCAGAGCUCGCACCUGGUCAGCCACCGGAGGGUCCACUUCAAAAGCGCCACCAAAAACCCGGGCGUGAACGGCGGCGCUCUGGCUGAGCAAGAAGUCGAGUCUUCCUGAAGGCCGCUUUCUGCAAGGAACUGCUUCUACAGGUCGAGGGAUAGCAGCUUGUGGAAGGACCAAGCUCCUAGCCUGAGCUCUCUGAACAAGGUGCUUUUGAGCUCAGCACUCUUGCACUGCAUCCAGCUGAGAACAGACCCAUUGAAAUCCAUGUGCCUUGUUAGUUAUGUCCAUUCGUUUCAACAGGCCUACUCUUGAGUAUGAUACAUUGGAUACAACUCCAGGCAUUUUAACUACAGUACCACAAUACAGCUGGGUAUGGCUCACAGCUGUAUGGUUUUAUAAGCUGCACACUUGAGGACCAAUUUGCAACUGCAUUCAACAAGAAGUUUGAACAGCAGGAGAAGUCUGAAAUGGGACAUGGGCUUGGAUUCUCACGUGCCUAUUCUGAGUAAAGCAAACUUCAUGCUUCCUUGCAAUGUACAUGAAUGCUGGAGACGCCAAAAUUCCCACCAGUUCCAACACUGAAAUAAGCCCCGCCUGUAAUAAUAAAAACCGGGUCCCUUUU
This is a messenger RNA of Zootoca vivipara (common lizard), 1759 nucleotides long. RefSeq lists its product as uncharacterized. NCBI's taxonomy places the organism in Eukaryota, Metazoa, Chordata, Lepidosauria, Squamata, Lacertidae. The record is from RefSeq and is a predicted model, not a curated record. Gene Ontology annotation, cellular component: nucleus. Gene Ontology annotation, molecular function: DNA-binding transcription factor activity, RNA polymerase II-specific; RNA polymerase II transcription regulatory region sequence-specific DNA binding. Gene Ontology annotation, biological process: embryo development; regulation of transcription by RNA polymerase II.